AUCGAGGAUAGGCGACUAGAGAUGGAAAUAAGACGGUCAAAAAUACAUAUUCUUCCAUUCACCCGCCGUUUGAGGCUACCAAUUCCAAUAGACACACCGAAGGAGGCGGCUGCGCCUCUGUUGCUAUAUUGUUUUUCCCGUUUCCAAAACCCAUUCUCCAAGAAUCAUCCAAUUCUUCUACUUUCCCUUCAUUUUGUUACUUUCUACAGGAUUUUCGUCGUGCGUAUUGAUGAAAUGUACUUCGAAUCCAACGAGCUCUCAUUGGACUUCAUCGAAAUGGAUUACUAGAGUCAGUACUGGAGUUGGGUGCUAAUUCUUUCUCUUUCUCGGACAUGUCUGUUAAAUUUGCUUCUCUUUCUUGUUCGGUUCCUUCUCCAUCUUCACCCUCUGGCGCCCGGAGAAGCUCACAGCUGGGCUUUUCGCAAGCGUUGUAUGGCAUUGGCAGCCAGCAACGUAGUUUCCAGAGGUUAACGUUUGCUAAGGCUGAAUCGUUCAAGUUAAUGUAUGGAUUGCUGAGAAGAUUUCCAAGGAGGCAAAAUAUUCUCUCUGCUAUUUCAGAGGACCAGUCUCAAUGCAGUGAGCAGGGUGAGCUAGAGCAGAUAGAUCAGCAUCCCACUGAUGAGGAUAUCUCCCUCGAAAACAACUCAUUUUUACACUCUGACGAGUGUACUGGUGGGAAACCGGGUUUCAUCUCGUUUUACAACCAUUCUAAAGAAGGUUACCAGACUCGUCUGUCAAGCGUGCAAAGCAAUCAACACAAAUUCUUAUGGUUUGUUGGUCCAGCUGUCCUCGUAGCUUCGUUCAUUUUCCCCUCACUUUAUCUACGGAAACUACUUUCAAAUAUUUUCGAGGACUCUCUGUUGACAGACUUCCUUAUAUUGUUCUUCACGGAAGCACUGUUCUAUUGUGGCGUUGCGGUGUUUCUUUUUUUAAUAGACCGUUCAAGAAGGCCUACUGAACCCGAUACUGUGAGAAACAGUUAUCAAACCCUGUCUAAUCAAUUUGGACAGCGGAUCUCUUCUGUAGCUGCCUUAGCACUCAGUUUAAUAAUACCUAUGGUCACUAUGGGGUUAGUGUGGCCAUGGACAGGCCCUGCAGCAUCUGCCACACUUGCACCUUACCUUGUUGGCAUCGUUGUCCAAUUUGCAUUUGAACAAUACGCCCGGCGCAAGGAAUCGCCUUCAUGGCCUGUUAUUCCAAUUGUCUUUCAAGUUUACAGAUUGCAUCAACUUAAUAGAGCAGCUCAACUGGUGACAGCACUUUCAUUUACCAUAAAAGGAGCUGAAAUGACUCCAAAUAACUUGGCAAUAAACAGCUCUCUGGGUACGCUGUUGAAUGUUCUUCAGUUUCUUGGGAUCAUCUGCAUCUGGUCUCUCUCAAGCUUUCUUAUGAGGUUUUUCCCGUCAAAUGCUGCGACACUGCAGUAAAAGCUCAAAAUAAGUUCUUAAUAAAUUGUGGAUCGUAUUUUUUGUGCUCGUCUUCUGCUACAUUAGAAUGUCCAUUGGAACAUAUAUUGCUCUCUAACAGCAAGCAGAAAUGCUUUCAUGGGAACUUGUGGAUGAUGAUAUGAUAAGGAGAGAAUGAAAUAUUGAAGAAGAUGGUGAUUGUUGCUGUAACUUUUCAUACUCUGUCAAUUCCUUUGAAUGAAUGUUGUAGCAGAGAGAGGACAACUUUUGGUGCUAUCUUCUCUUCUUCAUUCAGGCCGCUGUUGGAAUGUUCUACAAGACUUGAUAUUUAUGGAACUGUUUUAGGAAAUUUUUGGUUCUGAGGACAGAAUUAGAGCUCUUAUUGCUGGUUUCCAUUAAUAUAGUAACUGUAUCUGAAUUACUUCUUUCAGGCAUCUAUCAGAUUGAAGCUGCCUCUGUUACUUGUAAAUGGAGCAAGUCUUUUCUUUUCUUUUCUUCUUUGAUUGAGCUGAGUUCAAUACUCAUGGCCAUAAAAUUGUGAUGAACUGUGAUUUGAUUGAUUACAUGCUCUUUAUUAGUUGAGAAU
Molecule: messenger RNA, 1992 nt
Organism: Cucurbita moschata (crookneck pumpkin)
Lineage: Eukaryota; Viridiplantae; Streptophyta; Magnoliopsida; Cucurbitales; Cucurbitaceae
Exons: 5
Coding region: 333-1427 (364 amino acids)
Cellular component (GO): chloroplast
Source: RefSeq, a predicted model, not a curated record